Messenger RNA from Scomber japonicus (chub mackerel), 1865 nucleotides. It is a transcript of the gene calcrla, whose product is annotated as calcitonin receptor-like a. The coding region runs from base 168 to 1601 and encodes 477 amino acids. Gene Ontology annotation, molecular function: adrenomedullin receptor activity; calcitonin gene-related peptide receptor activity; calcitonin receptor activity. The record is from RefSeq and is a predicted model, not a curated record. Gene Ontology annotation, cellular component: plasma membrane. The transcript has 13 exons. Lineage: Eukaryota; Metazoa; Chordata; Actinopteri; Scombriformes; Scombridae. Gene Ontology annotation, biological process: cell surface receptor signaling pathway; angiogenesis; adenylate cyclase-activating G protein-coupled receptor signaling pathway.
UGCGCUCACUGAGCGCCGGAGAUCCACCGUAUCUGCUGCUCUGCAACGAAGCCGAAGACAGAAGACGCUCCGGGGAUUGCCUUGAGAGUUUAUUCCCGCUCAGCCCUGCGUCGCUUUUGGAUAUAACUCUCCGAUCUGCAGCUGGUAAGCCGUCAACCAGCUUUGACAUGGCCAAAAGGAAGAUGGAUAGCAUCGGGCGGAACGGGAUGGUGGCACUUAUGCUGCUGUGUAAUCUAACAAAGACUUUUGUGAAGGCAAGCCUAGAGGUCAAUGAAACCCAGCAGCAGCAUCCCAUCAACGUCUACCACGACAUGGGACUCACCAGGAACAAGAUAGUUACAGCACAGUUUGAGUGCUAUCAAAAGAUAAUGAAGGACAAUACUAACAACAGACAAGAGCCCAUGUGUAAUCGCACAUGGGAUGGAUGGCUGUGUUGGGACGACUCCAAGGCAGGUGUCUCAGAGCAGCACUGCCCAGACUACUUCCAAGAUUUUGAUCCUUCAGAGAUGGUAACGAAGAUUUGCACUGACACUGGUCAUUGGUUCCUGCAUCCUGAGAGCAACAGAACAUGGACCAACUACACCCGCUGCAAUGAACACACCAAUGAAGGCAGAGUGACUGCAAUGAAUCUCUUCUACUUAGCCCUCAUCGGACAUGGACUGUCAUUGACCUCCCUCUUCAUCUCUCUCGGAAUAUUCUUCCAUUUCAAGAGUUUAAGUUGCCAAAGGAUCACUCUUCAUAAAAACCUCUUCUUCUCUUUUGUCCUGAACUCUGUGAUCACCAUUAUUUGGUUGACAGCAGUGGCAAACAACCAGGAACUGGUGCAGAGGAAUCCAACAAGCUGUAAAGUGUCCCAGUUCAUUCAUCUCUACCUGUUUGGCUGCAAUUAUUUCUGGAUGUUGUGCGAGGGAAUAUAUCUGCACACUCUCAUCGUGGUGGCUGUGUUUGCUGAGAAGCAGCACCUGAUGUGGUACUAUCUUCUAGGCUGGGGUUUCCCUCUUAUUCCUGCUACCAUACACGCCGUUGCUCGAAGUUACUACUACAAUGACAACUGUUGGAUUAGCUCCAAAACAUCGCUACUCUACAUCAUCCACGGUCCCAUCUGUGCUGCUCUCUUGGUCAACUUGUUCUUUUUACUCAACAUCGUGCGAGUGCUUAUCACCAAACUGAAGGUGACCCACCAAGCAGAGUCCAGUCUCUAUAUGAAGGCGGUGAGAGCCACCCUCAUCCUGGUGCCUCUUCUGGGAAUUCAGUAUGUCCUACUUCCCUACAAGCCGGAGGGACGGGUUUCCUCUGAAAUAUACGACUACAUCAUGCACAUACUAAUGCAUUACCAGGGUUUGCUGGUGGCCACCAUCUUCUGCUUUUUCAACGGAGAAGUCCAAGCGGUUCUGAGGAGGCACUGGAACCAGUAUAAUAUCCAGUUCGGCAGCAGCGUUGGGAACCACUCAGACGCCAUGCGCUCCGCCUCCUACACAGCUUCAUCCAUUACUGAGGUACAGGGCUGCUACAGCAUUGACAGCCACACAGAACACAUGAAUGGCAAAGGCUUCCACGACGCAGACGCCUCCAUCUUCAAAUCAGACAACCCCUUCGCCUGAGGGCAGCACUCUUUCCAAGCUAUGUCCAGCCCCCACACCCCUUCCCCCAACCCACAACCCCCCUUUUCCAAACUGCAGCAUGUUUGGAGCUCCGUGGCAACCAGGACAACAGGGACUGAGAACUCAUCCCCUCUUAUAGAUACGAUGUGGGAAGCAAUACUUAAGGAAAAGGAUUGUUUACCCACCAGAAGGAAACUGACACCUCUCUGUCACACGACAUAUAGGCCCUUUAACAGUACUGUGAGGUGAGCUCGAUACAACUAU